Molecule: messenger RNA, 1322 nt
Organism: Pezoporus flaviventris
Lineage: Eukaryota; Metazoa; Chordata; Aves; Psittaciformes; Psittacidae
Gene: PLD3
Product: phospholipase D family member 3
Exons: 9
Coding region: 72-1289 (405 amino acids)
Molecular function (GO): catalytic activity
Source: RefSeq, a predicted model, not a curated record
GGGCUUGUGGCGAUGCCAGAGCCUGCGGAGCCUCGUGCCAGAUCGUCCUUGUGGAGACCAUUCCAGAGGGAAUGAGCUUUGGUGCCGGCUCCCCGCCGAACCCCUCCACCUUUUCCACCUGGAUGCAGCUCCUGGGCUCGGUCCGGCACAGCCUGGACAUCGCCUCCUUCUACUGGACCAUGACCAACGCCGACACCGGCACCGCCGAGCCCUCGGCCGCCCAGGGUGAGCAGAUCCUGCAGGAGCUGCUCCGGUUACCGGAGCGCGGUGUCGCCGUCCGCGUCGCCGUCAGCCGCCCAUCGGCGAAGGCACCACUCAAUGACCUCCUGGCGCUGGAGCAGAGCGGCGCCGCGGUGCGCACCGUGGACCUGCCGCACCUGACGGGGGGGGUGCUGCACACCAAGUUCUGGCUGGUCGACGGCACCCACCUCUAUGUGGGCAGUGCCAACAUGGACUGGAGGUCCCUGACCCAGGUGAAGGAGCUCGGCGCUGCUGUCUACGACUGCCCCUGCUUGGCCCAAGACUUAGGCAAGAUCUUCGAGGCCUAUUGGGCUCUCGGCGUUGCCGGCGCCACCAUCCCGGUGCCGUGGCCGGCGAAUUACUCCACUGCUUUCAACGCGGAGACGCCGCUGGAGCUGCGCCUCAACGGCACCGCCGCCGCCGUCUACUUCUCGAGCUCCCCGCCGCCGCUUUGUGCCGCCGGGCGCACCGCGGACCUCAGCGCCCUGCUCAGCGUCAUCGAUGCCGCCGAGGCCUUCGUGGAUGUUGCGGUGAUGAGUUUCCUGCCCACCACCGAGUUCUCCCACCCACAGAGGUUCUGGCCAGCGAUCGAUAAUGGGCUGCGGCGAGCCGUGGUGGAGCGGCGCGUCAGGGUGCGGUUGCUGGUGGGCUGCUGGCGGCACAGCCAGGCCACCAUGUUCCCCUUCCUCAAGUCACUGGCGGCCGUCGCCGACAACAGGACCCGUUACAGCGUGGCCGUGCGCCUCUUCAUGGUGCCUUCGAGUGCGGCGCAGGCGCUGAUCCCCUACGCCCGGGUCAACCACAACAAGUACAUGGUGACGGAGGCGGCCGCAUACAUCGGGACCUCCAAUUGGUCCGGUGAUUACUUCACCCAGACGGCAGGCUCGGCGCUGGUGAUCAACCAAACGGUGAGUGCCACCGGUACCGGUACCGGCGCCGGCACCAUCCGGGAGCAGCUGCAGGUGGUGUUUGAGCGGGACUGGAGCUCCCAGUACAGCGCUGACAUCGGGGAUGUCGAGCGCUGGCAGAGCCACUGCGGCUCCCGGUAGGCCCCGGGGAACCGUGGGCACCGGCAGCACCGA